CAGUCUUUUCUUUCUUACCGACAGCCAGUCCCUUCUCUUCUUGCAAGGAGCAGUACGACAAAGGAAAUUCGAGACGAAGCAAAGUGUAUCCACUGGUGUUUGGUUCUCAAAAGAUUUCUGUUUACUGUCACAUGGGGAACUUUGGAUGUGGCGGUGGAGGAUGGACACUGGCUAUGAAGAUUAACGGUGUAAAGAGAACCUUCCAUUACAAUUCCCAUUUCUGGAGCGACAGAAAUGCCUAUCACCUUGGUGGAGGCAGGACUGGCUUUGACUUACAAGAGACCAAGUUACCGACUUACUGGAACACACCCUUCUCAAAGAUCUGUCUUGGUUUGAGGAUAGGCAAUCAGCUCAGAUUCAUUGUCAUCAGUAAGAGGGCCAACUCACUGUACUUACUGAUCGCAGAUGGGAAAUACCGCGCUACCUCACUGGGUCGGAAUACUUGGAAGUGGCUGAUUGGUUCGCACGCCUCCUUACAGUACAACUGCAACAAGGAAGGGUUCAAUGCAGUGGGAACAAGCCUGAGUCUAUCCAAAGCAAGAAUUGGUAUCAUUUCUAACCAGGAAAAUAACUGCGGUUCCUGUGACUUCCGAAUUGGUAUCGGCACCGGAGGUCAACCUGAUGACUCCAAAACGUGUGGAAUUGAAGCAACAUCCUCGCCAGACAAUGGAAACAAGCACAUCAAAGCCAUGGGGUACAUCCUGGUGCAGUGACAGGGAACAUAGUUAACUUCCCAACUUUCAAGCUGAGAAGCCAUCAUCAAGUAGAAUAAAUGUAGUAUCCUAAGGCUUUAAGGCAUAUAAAGCAGUGGGUUUAAAAUCAUCA
Molecule: messenger RNA, 825 nt
Organism: Stylophora pistillata
Lineage: Eukaryota; Metazoa; Cnidaria; Anthozoa; Scleractinia; Pocilloporidae
Product: putative skeletal organic matrix protein 5
Source: RefSeq, a predicted model, not a curated record